Messenger RNA from Tyto alba (common barn owl), 1424 nucleotides. RefSeq names its product zinc finger protein 239-like. Gene Ontology annotation, molecular function: RNA polymerase II cis-regulatory region sequence-specific DNA binding; DNA-binding transcription activator activity, RNA polymerase II-specific. The coding region runs from base 279 to 1250 and encodes 323 amino acids. Gene Ontology annotation, biological process: regulation of transcription by RNA polymerase II. The record is from RefSeq and is a predicted model, not a curated record. The transcript is spliced from 4 exons. Lineage: Eukaryota; Metazoa; Chordata; Aves; Strigiformes; Tytonidae. Gene Ontology annotation, cellular component: nucleus.
UUUGCCCGCGGAGCAGGAAGCGGCUGCCGGCGCCGGGCGGAGCGGGCGCGCUGCAGGUUUGUGCUGCCGUGCCUGGCAUGGGCGUGCGGAGAGCGCUUCGCUUCUGACAGCGCUUUGGGAGCACGAGAAGCUGAAAGCAUGGAGCUCCGCACUAGGAUGAGUCCCGUAACCUCCACAGCUUGGUACAGCCAUGGGAGGAAUACAGAGCUGAGUGGUCGGAAGAGAAAAUAAGUAGCCAAGAAGGAUUCCUGGUUGCUGAACCUGACUUAACUGCCCGGAUGGACCAAGGAGAAGAACAAGAUCAUGAGGUCUUGAAGGAGACACAAAUGGGUGGUGAGCUAGGUCCCUUUCCAGACCGCCUUGGGAGUGCGGAUCUGCAGGACGUGUUGGCAGCGGGGUCCAUAAGAAGAGAGGAACAACUAGGGGACAGCCGUGAAAGUCAGCGCGAUUCCUCAGAGGCUCUGCAGGGUGGCUGUGAGGAGGAAGAGGAGGCGAAGCUGCCUUGCUCUGCUAUCAGCCUGGUGAAAAGACAGGAAAGAAGGGUGGCAGCAGCCUCACGGCGAGCCCCUCGUGCAGAGCGGCCCACCAUCUGCUCUGAGUGCGGCAAGGGCUUCAGUCGGAGCAUCCACCUCAUCCAGCACCAGCGAAUGCACACUGGGGAGCGCCCCUUCCUCUGCGGGGAGUGCGGCAAGGGCUUCAGCCAGAGCUCCCAUCUCGUCCAGCACCGGCGGGUCCACACGGGCCAGAAACCCUACACCUGCGCCGAGUGUGGGAAGAGCUUCAGCCAGAGCUCCAACCUCCUCAAGCACCAGCGCAUCCACACCGGGCUCAAACCCUACGUGUGCAGCGAGUGCGGGAAGAUCUUCAGCGACAGCUCCACCUGCAUCAAACACCAGCGUAUGCACACAGGCGAGCGGCCCUACAAGUGCCCGGCCUGCGGGAAAAGCUUCAGCCAACACUCCCACCUCCUUCAGCACCAGCGAGCCCAUGACGGCGUCCGGCCUUACGCCUGUGGGCAGUGUGGCAAACGUUUUGGGCAGAGCUCUGACCUCAUUAACCACGCUCGCACCCACACCGGCGAGAAGCCUUACAAAUGCAGCCAGUGCGGCCGGGGCUUCAGUGGCAACUCCAACCUCAUCAAGCAUACCCGCAUCCACACCGGGGAGCAGCCGUACCGCUGCGCCCAGUGUGGGGCAAGCUUUCGGUUCCAGCCCCAGCUGGUGCGCCACCAGAAGCACCACACGGAGUAGAUGGUGGAGGGGGGGCGGCCACCUGGGCCAUAGGCAGCUUCCCUGCUGUUGGGAGGACACACAGCUGCUCCCUGGACACCUCGUACGGGGCGUGAGUUUUGGGGGAGGGAGCCCUCAGAGCCUGUCCCCUUUUCUUCUGGGUAAAUCUGUUUGUGAGCACUGCCCAGACACUUG